Molecule: messenger RNA, 930 nt
Organism: Cyprinodon variegatus (sheepshead minnow)
Lineage: Eukaryota; Metazoa; Chordata; Actinopteri; Cyprinodontiformes; Cyprinodontidae
Gene: tlcd3b
Product: family with sequence similarity 57 member B
Exons: 5
Coding region: 219-905 (228 amino acids)
Biological process (GO): ceramide biosynthetic process; lipid homeostasis
Cellular component (GO): membrane; endoplasmic reticulum
Molecular function (GO): sphingosine N-acyltransferase activity
Source: RefSeq, a predicted model, not a curated record
GAGACUGAACCCAGAUGGACCAAUCAGAGGGCUCCUCAGAAACAUCCAACGCUUUAAGUUCUGAUCAGAUGAAGCAGAUUAAAUAUGGAUAAACCACAGGAAACAAAACAAUAACUGAACAUUUGAAUUCCUGCCAUAAAGAGAUGAACUGAGCUGAGCUCCCAGUCUAACCAGUCUGUCCCUGUCCUCCCAGUCUGGUGUCGUCUCUGCAGGCUGUCAUGGCCUCGUCGGCUGGUUGGAUCAUCGCUUCGUCCUGCAGGGACAUCAUGGAGGACAGACACUGGCUCACAGAGUCCUACAUCCUGUUCGCCACGCCCUACUUCGCCUACGACAUCUUCGCCAUGUUCCUGUGCUACUGGUACAAGCUGCAGGUCAAAGGUCACCAGGAGGCGGUGCCAAACAGCAACUCGCUGCGGGCGGCGCUGUGGGGUUUCAUGCGCAGGGAGGUGCUGAUGGUUCUGCAUCACGUCUUCAUGGUUGCCUUCUGCUGCCCUGCUUCUCUGCUGUGGCGCCGGGGUAAAGGGGAUUACUUCCAGGGAGUCCUGUUCCUGGCUGAACUCAGCACGCCCUCCGUCUGUCUGGGAAAAGUUCUGAUCCAGUACCAGAAGCAGAACUCGGUGCUGCACAAAGUGAACGGAGUCUUCAUGCUGCUCAGCUUCUUCAGCUGCAGGGUGCUGCUCUUCCCGUACCUCUACUUGGCCUACAGCAGGUACGCCUCCAUCCCUCUGUACCAGGUGCCCCUGGUGGCCCCCUGGCAGUGUAACCUGGGGGCCGCCCUGCUGUGGCCCCUGCAGCUCUACUGGUUCACUCUGAUCUGCAGAGGAGCUCUGAGGCAGUCCAAACGGUACCAGAACCCAGCAGAACCGGCAGACCGCAGCUCCAGGAAGCAGCCAGGUGGACGCUGAAGAAGGACCAGGAGCCGGUGGACGG